Caenorhabditis elegans is the source of this 1382-nucleotide messenger RNA. RefSeq names its product Nuclear hormone receptor family member nhr-100 (gene nhr-100). Gene Ontology annotation, cellular component: nucleus. Gene Ontology annotation, biological process: regulation of DNA-templated transcription; intracellular receptor signaling pathway. Gene Ontology annotation, molecular function: DNA-binding transcription factor activity; zinc ion binding; sequence-specific DNA binding. Lineage: Eukaryota; Metazoa; Nematoda; Chromadorea; Rhabditida; Rhabditidae. The record is from RefSeq and is marked reviewed.
UUCAGAAAUAUGAAUAUCCCUUUUAAUUCGGUCUCAAAAAUACAAUGGAGGAAUCCAUCACCAGUUAGUGACACGUCAUGUCUUGUCUGUGGAGAUCCACAUGGAAAACGACAUUAUGGCGCAAUGUCGUGUAAUGGAUGCAAAGGAUUUUUUAGAAGAAGCAUUUGGGAGAAACGAACCUAUAAAUGCAGUUUCAAUAAUGAGUGUAUUAUUGAGUUCAAAUACCGUAAUCGGUGCAGAGCAUGCCGUUUGAAAAGAUGUCUACAUGUUGGAAUGGAUGCUAAUGCUGUUCGAAGUGAGAGGACAAGAAAAAUCAAAACAGAAAUUGAUGGAGAUGUUAAGUUGGAAAUAAAAGAAGAACCUGCAGAUUCAGAAGAUGCUGAUGAUGAAUGUCCAUUGGAUAUUAAACCCGAUAUUGCUAUGGCAUGGCAGACAAAAGAAAUAAUUGCACAUAUGCUGUAUGAGGAAGAUCGAGUUCUGAACUGGGAGGAACCAUAUAAUAAGUUACGGUACUACACAAUGGAUUCAGAAGUCUUACAGGCCAUCAAAGACCCAUCACAAGUUUGUGCACGAACAAAGAUAAAUUGGAACAGUCAUUCUCGUCCUUUAAUCACUAUUGAAGCUCUCAGAUUUAAUUGGUGUCGAACAUUUACACUCACAAUUGAUUGGUUUGAAACAUUACCAGAAUAUAGGGCGCUCAUCGAUGAUGACAAAGAACUUUUGGUAAAAUUUUCGUUGAUGCCGGUUGGUUGGUUGUGGUAUGCAUACAAAUCAUAUGAAUACCGUUGUGAUGGAAUUGUAUUUGUGGAUGGAAGCUGGUUCCCAAGAGAUAAAACUAUUCAACAACAAGUUUGUCCGACAUGUGUACUGUAUUAUGGUCGUAUAACGGAAUCAUUUAUGGCAGAUGUUGUGAAUUCAAUGAAAGAAUUAGAAAUGGAUGAAACAGAAAUGGUUCUACUAAAAGCAAUAUGUCAUCUUCAACCGGAUUAUCGUCUAACACGACGUGGAAAUGACGUCAUCUCAACUGGAAGAGAGAAAUACAAGAGAGCACUUUGUGAAUAUAUUCGAAUGAAAUCAAAUGGAUUUAUGGAUGCUUCAUUUCGAUUAUGUAAAUUGAUGCAAAUUUUACCUGUUGUAGAUAUUCUCGGAAAGUAUGAAGAUGAAAGUGCACUACUGGUCUCACUCGGUGAAACAGAAUUCAAUGGCUCAGGAGGUGGACUUCCAUAUGACAUUCAUGCAAGCGAUUCUCAUUUUGCAAGGAAAAAUCGACGAAAAUCUGAUAAUCAAUAUCAUCAACAACAUGUUCCGCUGCACAUUCAAUGAUCUCAAUUGAUAAUGUAUAUUUUUGUGUGAUAUAUCUACAUUAUAAAACCUGUGAUCUU